AGGGUAACAGGUCCAUGAGAAAAAUCUAGAAUAUCUAUUCCCUUCCAAGACGUGUGACCUCAGUCCCUCCUCAGAAAGUAUUACUAGUGGAAUAUUACAUCAUGCGAUCUAUAGACGCAGCUCACUUACUGGCUCGUCUCGUGUCAGAGGUCGUGGUGGCUGCUUGUUAUCGAAGUGUACCUGUGGCCAAGAGUGGGUUAACUCGGUGUCUCUGAAUGACAGCGGGAUAGAGAGAAGGAAGUGCAGGGGAGCUUAAAUGAGUGAGAGGCAGGGGGCAUAGGUAGAGGAGGAGGAGUGGCAGAAUGAUAGAGAGAAUUAAUUCAGUCCAGCCCCAUCAGAUUGACGCCACAGCCAACUGGAGUAGCCUAUGUCAAACGCACACAGUGCCACAGAGUCAUGGAUGAAGAAAAGAGGAACAUCAAGUUGCUACCAAGGAAGACAAGCGUCACUCUAGAAACAUGUGGGAGAGCAGAACCAGACCUCAGCACACGAGACGUCCUGGCCCUUCCUGCUGCAAGGGACGCAAAGCCCUUCUGCUCUGUCAGCAGCAACCAGAGGGCAUGUUUCUUCUUUUACUUGUCUGCCGUUCAACUGUUCCUCCUCUGUCUGUCCCUGCGACCGACCGCUGUUGAUUACAGGUUACGGAGCUGUUCGAGAUCAUCGAAAAGCUGCAGAAUAGACGAGCAACGAUGUGUAUUCCCGCCACCUCUUAAGACCCAACUGCUGAAGAUAGGAGGUGAGGUGCCCCUCGUUCUCCCACCCAAGUUGGGAGGCUACUGGCUGGAUCCCCCCCUGGAUAAGCUUGGAGACAUGAGCCCCUGCACUUCUCCCCAACACGGCCUGGACCCUGCCUGCUAUGAUAUAUUGGAGCGAGACAGCGAUGCCAAGAUCUACCGAGAGUUCUUCGGCUCACUAUACCAUCACACGUUCAUAGCAGUGGAUGCCUCUCUGGGUCCACUGGUGCUCUCUGUGUGUUUGGAGGGAGAAGCUCAGAGAAUACGAGUCAUCUUAAGGAUGAUGGAGUGCUCUCUGCAUGGAGUUUUCUCCCUUUCUCUUUUCCACAAUGUUCCUUCUGCUGUUGAGUUAGCCAAGAGGCUCUGUGAGAAUGUCACCAUGACCCGGUUUGAAGCAGUCAGCUAUCUGAAGGCUCCGGAGUUGAUAAUAGCGUUUGAUGAGCACAGGGUGUCUUCCAAUUUCAAGUUUGGCAUCUUGCUUCAGAAAGAAGGGCAGUUCACGGAAGAGGACAUACUGAGCAACACAGAGGAAACUCAGGAGUUCCAAGAGUUCCUGUCCAUCUUGGGAGAGACAGUUAAACUGCAGGGAUUCACCGGAUUCAGAGGAGGUCUGGAUGUGUCUCAUGGUCAAACUGGAGACGAUGCAGUCGUCACUUCCUUCCAGGGAAGACACAUCAUGUUCCAUGUAGCCACCAAGCUACCGUUCACUGAGGGCGACCCGCAGCAGUUACAGAGGAAGCGACACAUUGGGAAUGACAUCGUGGCUUUGGUUUACCAGGAAGGCAAGACUCCUUUCAUCUCUGAUAUCAUCAGCUCCCACUUCCUGCACUGCUUCCUGGUGGUUCGCAAGAUCCGGGGAGAGCAGGAUCAGAGAGCAUCAGGAGGAUACCAGGUGUGUGUGACCGCCAGAGAUGAUGUCCCCCCUUUUGGUCCUGUUCUACCAGAUCCUCCCAUAUUUACAGAUAGUUCCUUGCUGAGACAGUUCCUCCUCACCAAACUUAUCAAUGCAGAGAUCUCCUGUUACAAGGCAGAGAGGUUCAGCCGUUUGGAGCUUCGCACCCGUUCGUCCCUACUAGAAGGCCUGCAGAACGAACUGUCCGCCCGCUCCCAGUGCAUGCUGGGAGAUCCAUCCUCUAUGACAUUGCCAUCGUGUGACGGGCUUAGGGGCGUGUCCGAAGGCAGUGGAGGUUUCAUCGAAAACUUCAAGAGAGCCAUACGCGUGCGCAGUCAUUCUUUUGACACACUCAGUGUUCCCAAGAAAAUCGGGGGGAUUGUAUCGCACAGGCCAAAGACCGCAUAUGCAGAGAAAGAUGAUGAGAGUGAAAAAAACCCAGACUCUACAGUUCCUGUGGUAGAAAAUUCAGAAUCAGCCAACAUCGAAAACCAACAGUGUUCUCAUGAAGAGUCAUAGCUACAAAGUGUAUACAAAUACGCACCCUGAUUGUCUAUAAUUGUUUAAAUGAAAUUGUGUACUAUUUUAUUUUUUCUAGUACAUUUUAGUAGGCCUAAAUGACACAGAAUGUAUUUUAUCUAUUGUACUUGUAAACUACUCGAAAAAUAAAUGUAUUUCUUCAUUGAUCAAAACCAAAUGAAGGGCAAAGUACG
This is a messenger RNA of Gadus macrocephalus (Pacific cod), 2339 nucleotides long. RefSeq names its product RAP1 GTPase activating protein-like (gene rap1gapl). The coding region runs from base 397 to 2145 and encodes 582 amino acids. The transcript is spliced from 18 exons. Gene Ontology annotation, molecular function: GTPase activator activity. Lineage: Eukaryota; Metazoa; Chordata; Actinopteri; Gadiformes; Gadidae. Gene Ontology annotation, biological process: regulation of small GTPase mediated signal transduction; activation of GTPase activity. The record is from RefSeq and is a predicted model, not a curated record. Gene Ontology annotation, cellular component: cytoplasm.